This is a messenger RNA of Cebus imitator (Panamanian white-faced capuchin), 2838 nucleotides long. RefSeq names its product disintegrin and metalloproteinase domain-containing protein 21-like. Gene Ontology annotation, cellular component: external side of plasma membrane; sperm head plasma membrane; plasma membrane. The record is from RefSeq and is a predicted model, not a curated record. Gene Ontology annotation, biological process: male gonad development; proteolysis. Lineage: Eukaryota; Metazoa; Chordata; Mammalia; Primates; Cebidae. Gene Ontology annotation, molecular function: metalloendopeptidase activity.
UCUUAGGUUUUUUACUUUUGCUUUUACUUUUUAUUAUGGGCAUUUUCAUACUGCCUGUAAAGACUGAGGUAACUAUUUAAGUACCCAUCUUCUAACUUUAACUAUUUUCACCACUUGGCCAAUGUUGCCUUAUCUAUGACCCCAACUCCCCCACCCUAUUUACUAAAAGCAAAUCCAAAGCAUUUUCUUGAUUCAUCAGUCAGUUUUUCACCACUCCAUUCUUUUUCUCCCCUGAUUUCCUUUCUUAUCCCCAUUCCAACCUAUCUUUUUAUUUUUACUUCCAGCACUGCAGUUCUGAUCUAACUUUGCCAGGACACAGAUCCAUAGGGUCAGCCCUGCAUCCUGAGCAGCUCAGAGGGAGGAGCCAGACCAGCGGUGCCUCACACCUUGUCCUCUUCUGCUCUGGACAGAUGGCUCCAUAAUGACAGCUUCGUAAUGUUAGUAGAUGGGACCCUGCUGCACAUCAGGGUCACUCUUCUGCUGCUCUUGCUUGGGGUGUGUUUGUCCAUUUCUGGCUAUUUUCAGGCUGGGCCCUCUCAGCAUCUCACUUCCCCAGAAGUGGUGACCCCCUUGAAGUUGAUCAGCAGGGGCAGAGGUGCAAAGGCUCCUGGAUGGUUGUCCUACAGCCUGCGGUUUGGGGGCCAGAGACAUGUUGUUCAUAUGAGGGUCAAGAAGCUCUUGGUUUCUAGACACCUUCCAGUGUUCACCUACACAGAGCAGCAUGACCUCCUGGAGGAUCAGCCCUUCAUCCCAGAUGACUGUUACUAUCAUGGUUUUGUGGAGGGGGCCCCUGAAUCGUUGGUUGUUUUCAGUGCUUGUUUUGGGGGCUUGUGAGGAGUGUUACAAAUAAAUGGUCUCACUUAUGAAAUUGAACCCGUCAGGCACUCUGCCACAUUUGAACACCUGAUUUAUAAGAUAAACAGUAAUGAGACACAAUUCCCAGCUAUGAGAUGUGGCUUAACAGAGAAGGAAGUAGCACGCCAACAGUUGGAAUCUGAAGAGGCUGAGAACUCAGCUCUGGAACCAAAUUCUGCUGGUGACUGGUGGACCCAUGCGUGGUUUCUGGAGCUGGUUGUUGUGGUGAACCAUGAUUUCUUCAUUUACUCUCAAAGCAACAUCUCAAAGGUGCAAGAGGAUGUAUUUCUUGUUGUCAACAUAGUGGAUUCCAUGUAUAAGCAAUUAGGUACUUACAUACUUUUGAUUGGAAUUAAAAUUUGGAAUCAAGGAAAUGUUUUCCCAAUGGCAAGCAUAGAACAGGUCCUGAACGAUUUUGCCCAAUGGAAACACGUCAGUCUUUCCCAGCUACAGCAUGAUGCUGCACAUAUGUUCAUAAAAAAUUCACUUAUAAGUAUACUUGGUCUAGCCUACGUUGCAGGAAUAUGUCGUCCACCUAUUGAUUGUGGAGUUGAUAAUUUUCAAGGCGAUACAUGGUCUCUUUUUGCCAACACUGUGGCCCAUGAGUUAGGUCAUACUUUGGGUAUGCAGCAUGAUGAAGAAUUCUGUUUUUGUGGGGAAAGAGGCUGCAUCAUGAGUACUUUCAGAGUGCCAGCAGAGAAAUUCACCAAUUGCAGUUAUGCUGAUUUUAUGAAGACCGCUUUGAACCAGGGAUCAUGUCUGCAUGAUCCUCCCAGAUUGGGGGAAAUCUUUAUGCUAAAGCGUUGCGGGAAUGGUGUGGUUGAAAGAGAAGAGCAGUGUGACUGUGGAUCUGUACAGCAAUGUGAACAAGAUGCCUGCUGUCUGUUGAACUGCACUCUGAGGCCUGGGGCUGCCUGUGCUUUUGGGCUUUGUUGCAAAGACUGCAAGUUCAUGCCAUCAGGGGAACUCUGUAGACAAAAGGUCAAUGAAUGUGACCUUCCAGAAUGGUGCAAUGGAUCAUCCCAUCAGUGUCCAGAGGAUAGAUAUGUGCAGGACGGAGUCCCCUGUAGUGACAGUGCCUACUGCUAUCAAAAGAGAUGUAAUAACCAUGACCAGCAUUGCAGGGAGAUUUUUGGUAAAGAUGCAAAAAGUGCAUCUGAGAAUUGCUAUAAAGAAAUCAACUCUCAGGGCAACCGUUUUGGUCACUGUGGUAUAAAUGGCACAACAUACCUAAAAUGUCAUAUCUCUGAUGUCUUUUGUGGGAGAGUUCAAUGUGAGAACGUGAGAGACAUUCCUCUUCUCCAAGAUCAUUUUAUUCUGCAGCAUGCUCAUAUCAAUGGUGUCACCUGCUGGGGUGUUGACUAUCAUUUAAGGAUGAACACACCUGACAUUGGUGAAGUGAAAGAUGGUACAGUGUGUGGCCCAGGGAAGAUCUGCAUCCACAAGAAGUGUCAGUCUAUCUGUCUUGUCACACGUCUGCCUUCCUGAGACGUGCAAUAUGAAGGGGAUCUGCAAUAACAAACAUCACUGCCACUGUGGCUAUGGGUGGUCCCCGCCCUACUGCCUGCACAGAGGCUAUGGGGGUAGUGUCGACAGUGGCCCAGCAUCUGCAAAGAGAAGAGUUUUCUUGACAGUGAUUAUGAUUCCUUCUUUGUCUGUUUUUAUUUUCCUGUUUACUGUUGGGCUUCUUAUGUAUCUACGACAACGUUCUGGUCCCAAGGAGACUAAGGCUGAUUCAUCAGGUUAAGAUAAUGUCUCUAAUUUAAUAUUCCAUGCAUUAUUACACUUCAGUCUCUUGGCAGUAGAAAUGUUAGUACAUCCCUGAAAGUGAGCACAUUUCUGACCAUUCCCAGAAAGCUGCAAAGAUCUUCCCUUACGUCAGUACCACAAACAUUGUCAUUACGUGCAGGUGAUUCUUUACAUGUUUCUAUCUAUUGUUCAUUGUUUUAAGCAGCAAAUAAAGGUACAUCCUUGUUAUGUUUA